Messenger RNA from Capsicum annuum, 1066 nucleotides. RefSeq names its product protein CWC15 homolog. The record is from RefSeq and is a predicted model, not a curated record. The transcript is spliced from 8 exons. Gene Ontology annotation, molecular function: RNA binding. Lineage: Eukaryota; Viridiplantae; Streptophyta; Magnoliopsida; Solanales; Solanaceae. Gene Ontology annotation, cellular component: catalytic step 2 spliceosome. Gene Ontology annotation, biological process: mRNA cis splicing, via spliceosome. Bases 176 to 862 code for a protein of 228 amino acids.
AAGCCCAACCCAUUAUUCACAAGCCCAAUAUGACAAUGGCAAAUACGUAAAUAAAAGGAUCCAAAAAAUCCUUUUUAUACCCCUCUUUCAAUUUCGGGUUAAAAUCCCAAAUUCUCCGAUCCUCUCCGAUUCUACUAUCGCUCCUCCUUGGAUUUUGUCUUGAGAGCUAGAAGAUAUGACGACGGCAGCUAGACCUACGUGGGCACCUGCUAAAGGUGGCAAUGAACAAGGUGGAACUCGGAUAUUUGGUCCAUCUCAAAAAUACUCUUCAAGAGAUAUUGCAGCUCACACAACAUUAAAGCCCAGAAAGGACGGACAAGACACCCAGGAUGAGUUGCAGAAGAGGAACCUUCGGGAAGAGUUGGAGGACCGUGAGCGGAGGCAUUUCUCUAAAGAUAAGGGUUAUAAUGAUGACAGAGAUCGUAGGAAAGGUAGUCAACUCUUAUUGGAAGGGGCUAAACGAGAAAUUGAAGAUCGUAUUGUUCCACGGAGUGCUGAUGCUGAUGAUGCUGAUGUGGAUGUUAAGAGUGAUGAUGAGAGUGAUGACGAUGAUGACGACGAAGAUGAUACAGAAGCUCUCUUGGCAGAACUUGAACAGAUAAAGAAAGAAAAGGCAGAGGAGAAACUUCGUAAAGAAAGGCAAGAGCAAGAAGAAGAGCUUAAGGCAAAGGAGGCAGAAUUAUUGAGAGGAAACCCUCUGUUAAACAAUCAGCCAACAACUUUCAGCGUGAAGCGAAGGUGGGAUGAUGAUGUGGUUUUCAAGAACCAAGCUCGCGGUGAAAUGAAGGCAACUAAGCGCUUCAUCAACGACACUAUCCGUAAUGACUUCCAUAGGAAGUUUCUUCAGAAAUACAUGAAGUGAAACAUGUCUCCGAAAAAUGCUCAUAAGAGCUGGCAAAUAUUGUGUGUCCAUUCAUGCUGUACCCUCAACGCGAUCGAAGCGAAUUGAACUGUUUUGUUUUGCUUUGCUUUGCUUAUUCUAGUGUGUAUGUAUGAUCCUGUUAACAAAUAUGAUACUGUUUUGUUUUGCUUAUUGAUGAUAUGAAUUUGCUGUUAUUAAACCAAA